Alosa alosa (allis shad) is the source of this 1648-nucleotide messenger RNA. It is a transcript of the gene ift46, whose product is annotated as intraflagellar transport 46 homolog (Chlamydomonas). The record is from RefSeq and is a predicted model, not a curated record. Gene Ontology annotation, cellular component: centrosome; intraciliary transport particle B; motile cilium. Gene Ontology annotation, biological process: cilium assembly; intraciliary transport. The transcript has 12 exons. The coding region runs from base 84 to 1142 and encodes 352 amino acids. Lineage: Eukaryota; Metazoa; Chordata; Actinopteri; Clupeiformes; Clupeidae.
UUGUACCUGGCCAAUCUAGUUUUCAGUUACAUGUUUCGUCUGGUUUCCUGGGUGACGGUAAACGCAACAGGCUGGUUUGCUUCAUGGAGAAAACAGAGCGGUCAAAGACUAAACUGAUCAGUAACCAGCCGUACGACGAAAGCUUGGACGUGAACGAUUCGGAGGAAAUAGCAAGUGUUUACACUCCAACACCACGUCAGACAGCAUCCAGAUCAGCAACUAGAAUAAAAAACCGUAACGUUAUGGCUACCAACAGCAGUGAUGAAUUUGAGGAGGAUGGUAAGCAGAAAAAGAAGAGUGUUCAGGGAGGUCAGCAUGGUCUGAGUGAGAAUGAAGAAGAAGAUGAGGAUGACGAUGAUGAUUCAGAUGAGUCCGAAUCAGAUGAUGAGGAGGGAGAACAAGGGUCUGCUCCAGAAGGGGCGUACGAUCCAUCAGACUUUGACCAUUUGCCUGUCACAGCAGAGAUUAAAGAGCUUUUUCAGUACAUCACACGGUACACGCCACAGACUGUUGAGCUAGACCAUAAGCUUAAACCUUUCAUCCCUGACUUUAUCCCAGCAGUGGGGGACAUCGAUGCAUUCCUUAAAGUUCCUCGCCCAGAUGGGAAGCCAGAUAAUCUGGGCUUGCUUGUUCUGGAUGAGCCAUGCACCAAGCAGUCUGAUCCCACAGUGCUGUCCUUGUGGCUCUCUGAAAAUAGCAAACAACACAAUAUCACUGAACUGAAGGUGAAAAGUAUAGAAAACCCAGAGAAGAACCCUAAGGCUAUUGAGAAUUGGAUAGAAAGCAUAAGUGAGCUUCACCGCUCGAAACCUCCUGCUACCGUGCACUAUACCAGGCCAAUGCCGGAUAUUGACACACUGAUGCAGGAAUGGCCACCAGAAUUUGAAGAGCUUUUGGGAAAGGUGAACCUGCCAACAGCAGACAUUAACUGUGAUUUGGCUGACUAUAUUGACAUAAUUUGUGGUGUUCUGGACAUUCCUGUCUACAAAAGCAGAAUCCAGUCUCUCCAUGUAUUGUUUACACUUUACUCUGAAUUUAGGAACUCACAGCACUUCAAGGCCUUGGCUGAGGGACAGAAGACAGACACCCCGCUUGCUCCUCACACCGGCCCCACAGAAGCAGACACACUAACUCUUGAUUAAGCUCAGAAUAGGUGACCGGAUGAGUCCACCAGAUCCCAUUUCCUGUCUGAAAGGAGCGUUACCUGUACAGUCUAAGCUUUCCGUUUCUGUUUUUACCAUGUCUUACAUUUAAAGUGUGUAUAAAGAUGAUAUGAUACAUAGUAACAAAGUAAACCAUUAUAUUGUAUAUGUUAUAUGUGUUGUUAUUUUUCUAUGAUGUGGUUGUCAACAAAGGAUACCUUGAAUGGAGUAAUGGUCAUGAUGAAUAUUCAAUGAAUAAUUUGGACCUUGUAUAUACCUUCUAUUUGUGGUCUUUGAACCACAAAACACAAUGUGCCAUUGCAAAAACAACAGCCUUGUCUUAAACUCAGCGGCCCCUGACUGUUAAGGAAGACAUAUGGAAAACAUUCAGUAUGAUUUUCUUUUUUUUUUAUUUAUGUGUGAGGCCAUCACUCUUGGGCCCUACAAUUUGUCCAAUACACACAUAUUGUUUGCAUUUACAAAUUAAAUUACACCUUUUCAGACAA